Eremomyces bilateralis CBS 781.70 is the source of this 670-nucleotide messenger RNA. RefSeq lists its product as uncharacterized. Bases 1 to 492 code for a protein of 163 amino acids. Gene Ontology annotation, biological process: mitochondrion organization. NCBI's taxonomy places the organism in Eukaryota, Fungi, Ascomycota, Dothideomycetes, Eremomycetales, Eremomycetaceae. The record is from RefSeq and is a predicted model, not a curated record. The transcript has 3 exons. Gene Ontology annotation, cellular component: mitochondrion; nucleus.
AUGCCUCGUCAAUCUCGUGGUUCCGCCCCUCCUCGGCGCCCGACUGCUGCUCCAGCACGACCGGCUGCUCCUCCGCAGCGCCCCCAACAGCGAUCUGCUUCCACUGUGGCUCAUCCUCCGGCUGCUAAGGCUCCGACUGCUGUUCAACAGCAAGCUGCACCACCAGCUCAAUCCGCCGGUCCUGGUCUCUUCGGUCAGAUGGCCUCGACCGCAGCUGGUGUUGCCGUUGGAUCCUCAAUCGGUCACGCAGUUGGCGGGUUUUUCGGUGGCGGUUCCUCCCAAGCGGCACCCGAGGCGGCGCAGACUUCCCCAGCCGAUCCCUACAACACCAACGCAACCCAGCAAGAACAAUCAUGGGGGGCCGCUGGAUCCUGUGAGAAUGAUGCGAAGAGCUUCCGGUCUUGCAUGGAUCAGAAUAAGGGUGACUUGACGGUUUGCGGAUGGUAUCUCGACCAACUCAAGGCUUGCCAACAGGCCGCAAGCCCGUAUUAAUCGUCCUUAUGGACCGCUAGGUUGGUCACAUGGAGGAGAAUGAAAAUGAGCACGUCGUGAAAUCGUACCAAGCAUUUGCACGCGUUGGAACAUGUAUUCUAUAGCUUCAAUACACACACACAUCUCGGGACGACAGUACAUGCGCAAUAGCGAAAAUGAGACUGAUAUUCUAUUGUAC